Archocentrus centrarchus (flier cichlid) is the source of this 8810-nucleotide messenger RNA. It is a transcript of the gene dspa, whose product is annotated as desmoplakin a. Gene Ontology annotation, molecular function: structural molecule activity. Lineage: Eukaryota; Metazoa; Chordata; Actinopteri; Cichliformes; Cichlidae. Gene Ontology annotation, biological process: skin development; intermediate filament cytoskeleton organization; wound healing. The coding region runs from base 149 to 8299 and encodes 2716 amino acids. The transcript has 24 exons. The record is from RefSeq and is a predicted model, not a curated record. Gene Ontology annotation, cellular component: cytoplasm; cytoskeleton; intercalated disc.
UCCGACUAUUCUCAGCAGACCAUUAUCUGCGCAACAGGAGACUGGGCGGGGAGACGCGCACGGUCUGUCCGCUGUCCCGGCAGCAGAGGAGAAAGACAUCGAAAAAGUUUCUUAAAACAUAAAGAAAAAACAAACAAACUCAUUAACAAUGAGUUUGUACGGAUCCACUUCAAAACUGCCCACUAUGAGCAGAAGUAAUUCGCGACCUGAUCUGGCGAAUUACAGAAACGAUAUGUUCGUCGGUGGAAACGGCUUCCAGGGGGAAUACCAAGCAGGGGACGGCGGAUAUACCUACACUACCUUCUCCAGGACCUCCAUGCACGGCGGAGGUGCGGGAGGGCAGAAUAUGCAAGUUAACAUCGGUGCAGGCGGCGGUGGAAUCAAUGCUGUUGCAAAUAUGCAGCAAAAAGUUCUGUUCUUGACACAACAGUGUCAGGACUUCCUGCAGAAAGCCAGCAUGAUUGUCCAGUCUGGGGGUUCACCAAAGGAGGCUGAUAGGUUUUUAGUUUUUGCUGAAGAAGCCAUGGAGCAGCUGAAGACCUGUGGCCAAAGCCUGAAUCAAAUGCGUGUCCAAACUAAUGUUUUCAGAAGCAUUGAACAGUUACAGAACAUGCAUGCAGGGAUCUCUCAGCAACUUGUCGGCAACUUGUCUGUAAGACGAAAUAGAAGCACUGGGAGCUCCGCUGAUGGGGAGAGGCUCUUUAAUGAUGCUAUGGCCUGGAUUUCACAACAGAAGCGCAUGAUUGAGACAGCUCCAUGGGGAGAUGACUCCACUGCCAUACAAAAGCAAAUCCUGACCCACAACAGCUUCCACAGCUCUAUCCAAAAGAGCUCAGAAGUAGAACGUGCCAGAGAUGAACUGAGUGCAAGAGGUGACAAGUACUACCUCUCCAUACUGGAGCAAGAAUGGGAAGGCCUGCAGAAAAAUUCCCACAGCCGUCUGGGUCAGCUGCGUGAGCUUCAGAAUAUCAUCGAGGAGAUCUCUCAAGCCAUCAUGUGGGUCAACGAGAAAGAGGAGGAGGAGCUUGUGUUUGACUGGGGAGACAAGAACAUUGACUAUUACAUCCCCAAGAAACAAGAGAGCUACUCUAGGCUCAUGAGAGACCUGGAGGAGAAGGAGAAAGAGCUAAACAAGCUGAAGGUGAAAGCAGAUGGCCUCGUGAACAACAGCCAUCCUGCCUCUGAUAAGAUUGAAGCCUACAUGGACACCUUACAGACCCAGUGGAGCUGGCUUCUCCAGAUCACUAAGUGCAUUCAUGUACAUUUGAAAGAGAAUUCUGCCUACAGCCAAUUUUUCAAAGAGGCCAACGAGACCUACAUGAAGCUGCAGAAGCAGCACGAGACAAUUCGGAGCAAAUUCACUUGUGAUAAGAACACCCCCCUGGAUAACCUCACAGAACUUCUGAAAAACCUGGAGAAAGAGAAAGCAUACAUCAUGGAGAACAAGAGGCAGGUCCAAAGUCUGGUCAGCAAGUCUAAGACCAUUGUGAGGCUGAAGCCUCGCAAUGCUGAGGAAAAGAGCAACAGCCCAGUUAUCGUCCAGGCCUUAUGUGACUUUAAACAAGACCAGAAAGGUAUUAUGAAAGGAAAUGAGGGCAUCCUGAAGGACAACUCGCAGCGCAGCAAGUGGCUUGUGACGGGACCAGGAGGCCUCGACAUGAUGAUUCCCUCAGUGUGCUUACUCAUCCCACCACCAAACCCGCUCAGCAUCGGCCUUGCCAACAAAAAUGAGCAGUAUUAUGAUGCGAUCAUGGGCAUUUGGAAUCAACUCUUCAUCAACAUCAAGAGUCUCAUGUCCUGGCAGUACUGCCUGAAAGACAUCAAUUACAUCAACUCUCUCACCCUCAGUAUGCUGUCAAAGAUGCGUCCUGAGGAGUACCGCGCUAUCAUCAAAAGACUGGAGACUCACUACCAGGAGUUCAUGCGGACCAGUCAGGGUUCUGAAAUGUUUGGGGAAGAUGAUAAGAAGGUCAUCCAGGGCCACUUUGACAAGGCCCAGAGCCACUAUGAUACAUUGAUCAUCCAGCUGCCUACAUACAGCAGCAAAGGGGAAGAAGGGACAAAGCCUGAAUCCCCCAAACCGGAUCCCUCCAAGCCUAUCACCAAAAAACCUGCCCCAAAGCCCAAUACCCAGACUCCACCACCGAGUUCCACCCUCAACCUCACACUGCUCAGUAGUUUCCAAGAUCUUCGACGCAGGCUGGAGUUGGCCGAAUCAGGUCUUACCAGUCAUCUCCACAUUCCUCUGGGGGAUAACAGCGUGUAUGAGUGCUCAGUGCACAUUCAGAAGCUCGAGACUAUGCACCAAGAUCUGGACUCAAUUCAUGAUGAGUACUUGCGCCUACGAGAGAAGAUUAUAAAGCAGCUGGAAGGGAUUCCUGCGGACUCGGAGCAUGCCAAGUUCCUUCGCUCUGAACUGGAAGUCAUAAGUCAAAAACUGGGAGGUCUGCAGGACCUUCACACAACCUACCUUCAGAGACUUUCAGCACUUAGGGCCUUGCUUCAGAGCCUUAUGCAGGUCGAGGAUAUCAUUAAAGUUCACGAAGCUCGACUGACUGAGAAGGAGACCAGCUCUCUGGAUCUUCGGGAGCUGGAAAACCAGCGGCUCACACUCAAGCAAAUGAAGAGUGAUUUGGAACAGAGACGAGACCUGCUGACGUCUGUGGAGUCUGAGCUGUCUAAAGCAGUGCACUUGAAUGGUCAAAUUUCUGACUCCUUCCACAAAUGCGACAUAGAUUUGUCCAAGUACUCAGACUUGGUGGGUCAGCUGACUGACCGCUGGCGCCGCAUCCAAGCGCAGAUAGAUAGCAGAGUAUGGGACCUGGAGAAGCAGGAGUCUCAGUUAAAGCAUUAUCAGCAGAGCAGCACUUCCCUGGAACAGUGGAUAGACAAUGCCAGGAAACGCCAGGACACCCUUCAGAGCAUUAAGUUCAGUGACAUCCAGACCCUAAUGGACCACCUCAACCAACAGAAGGCACUUCACAAUGAAAUCAAAGGAAAGAAGGAGAAAAUAGAGGAUAUACAGAAAAAUGCAGACACCUGUGCCGCAUCUAUAAAGGAUUAUGAGCUGCAGCUGGCUUCCUACAGUUCAGGCCUGGAAACUCUGCUUAAUGUUCCCAUCAAGAGAACUAUGCUGCAGUCCCCUGCUUCUGUUCUCAGACAAGAGGCGGCUGACCAACAGACACGUUAUAUUGAGCUACUUACACACUCUAGUGACUACUACAAGUUCCUAGGAGAGUUACUGAAGAACAUGGAAGAGCUGAAGAUAAGGAACACCAAGAUUGAAAUGCUUGAGGAGGAACUGAGGCGUCUGAAGGAGGACCUUCAUGAUCGUAACCAGAAAAACAAGUCUCUGGAGGAUGCUUUGUCCCGUUAUAAGAUGGAGCUCAGCCAAUCACAAAAUCAAAUCAUUUCUAUUGAGGAAGUGAAGAGAUCCUCAGCAAUGCAAGUUAAUGCCGCCAAGGAGAGCCUAGACAGCACACAAAACAGGCUUCAAGAUCUUAAUGAUGAGCUGACCCGCAUCAAAUACCAACUUGAUGAAGAAAAGAGGAAAAGAAGGCUGGCAGAGGAGCGCUACAACAGCCAGCAAGAAGAGUACGAGGCAGCUGUUCGCCGCAGACAGAAAGAGCUGGAAGAACUCAGCUGGACCAAGAUUGACUUAGAAAAGACCGUGAAAGACAAAGAACGUGAGUUUGAGAGGAUGAAGAUACAGCUGGAGGAGGAGGCAGCACGUCGACGAAAUACUGAAUCUGAAAUCUCAAAGGUAAGAACACAGUGCACCCAGGAGAUUAAGCAACUUAAGCAGACAUACGAGACAGAGAUCCACGUUACCAAGACCACAAUCCUGAAAGCCUCACAGCAGAAAGAAGAAGACACAGCAGAACUGAGGCUGCAAGUUGAAAGACUUGCUGCUGAGAAGAGAGAUCUAGAGGAGGAGCUGAGGAGACUGAGGCAGUCCAUUUCUCUUGCAGAAGAGCAGAAAAGCAGGGCAGAGCAGGAGGUCAGCCAGCAGAGGGCCUCAGUGGCACAAGAGACAAGGAUGCGCAGUGAGCUGGAGGUGCAGCUGAUAACGCUCAAGCAGCAGAGAGAAGAGAAUGAGCUCAAAUUGAAGGAAGCCACCAGAAACUAUCAGGAAAAGUCCAGGCAAAUCAGCAUGCUAACAUUUAACCUGGAAGAAGAAGGGAAGAAGAGGAGAGCUCUGGAAUUGGAAAUAAAUCACCUGAAACAAGCUGCUGCUGAGCUGAAGGCAAAGAACACUUCUUAUCUGGAGACGAUUAACAAACUGAAAGUGUCUGAGCAGGAGAUUCGUAUCACUCGAGUGGAGCUGGAAAAGCAAACCACUGAGAAAACUAAGGCUGAGCAGAAUUCUGCCUGGUUGCAGAGCCGUAUUAGGGAACUUCAAAGCUCUCUGGAUGGGAAGGAAGCUGAGUUGGAAAAGCAAAAGAAGGCAACUCAGGAGGAGUUCACUCGUAGAAAGCGAAUGGAAGCUGAGUUGGAGAGGAUGACACAUACUUGCAGAGAGCAUACCACCACAAUUAGCACGCUAAAAUCUAUUCAGAUAGAGGCUUCCAACUCUGGGCUGAAGUAUGAGCAGGACCUCAAGGCUCUUCAGGAGGCUCUGGACAAGAGCCUCAGGGAUCAUAAAGCCACCAAGGAGGAAUUGGCAGGUGUAACAGCCGAGCUGAAGACACUGAAACAGAAGCUUCAGCAGGAACUGGGCCGUAUUCAUGAACUAAACCUACGUAAUGAAAGUCUGUAUAAGACCAUUGAGGAGAAGAGCCGCCAACUUAAUGAAUACACCACAGAGAUUGAGAAGCUGAAGACCCUGACACAGAACCUUACAAAGGAGAGACUGAAAUUGGAGGAAGAGCUGAGAGCACUUAGACAAGAGAGAGAUGAACUGAAGCUCAGCAAAAACGCUAUUGAUGGAGAAAGUGCCACUCAGAUUUCAGCCUUGCAUGUCCAGCUUCAGAGUAGCAACAAGAGAACAUCGGAGCUCCAGGGUCUCAUCAAUGACCUGACCAAGGAGAGAGAAAAGCUUAAAUUGGAAAUAGACAAAUUCCAAAAGCAGUCAAUUGAGACAUCUGUGGUGGUGCAAGAAUCCCAAAGCAAAUACAGCGAGCUGCUGCUGGAGAAGGAUAGUUUGCUAUCCAAGCUCAGACUGUUGGAGCAGGACAAGAACCGUCAGCUGCGACUAGAAGAGGAGCUCACGCGCAUCAAGCUCACGCUAGAGACCGAGCGUCGAAGCAAACAGCAGCUGCAGGAGGAAAAAAAUUCCAUCUUCAAGGAACUGAGCACUAUAAAGAGCCAGUAUGAGCUGAAAAGUUCUCAGAUUAGGCAGUGCGAGUCAGACAGAGACAAGGCUGAUCGAGAGAGGCUUUCCCUCAAGAGCGAGAUUGAGAGGCUCAUGAGGGAGCUUACGAGUAUUGAGGAGAGGUACAAGAGCCGUCUGUUGACCUCAGAAAGGGAGGCAAAAGAGCUGGCUCUCAAGAAAGAGUCCCUGGAAAAAGAAAUACGCAGGCUACAGCAGAGACCCAACACUCUGACUAGGCAGACCCAGACAGAUGAGAAGGUCCAAACAGUUGAUCCAUCGAAGCUCAUAUUUGAUGGGGUGCGCCGCAAAGUCACAGCCCACCAGCUUUGCGACUGUGGUAUAAUUAGUAAAGCUACUCUAGAUGAGCUUCUAAAGGGAAGAAAGACAGUGAUGGAGGUAGCUGCAGACAUCCAGCUCAAUCUUAAGGGCACUGGCAUCAUUGCUGGUAUGACAUCUGCUUCUCAAUGGAAAAUCCCCUUCACUGAAGCCAAAAACAAGAAUAUGCUCAGCCCAGAGAGUGCCCUUAUGCUCCUGGAAGCUCAGGCAGCAACAGGCUACAUAGUGGAUCCUGUAUUUAAUGAGAAGAUGUCUGUCGAUUCUGCCUGUUCCAGAGGAAUUGUAGACACAGAAGACAGAGAUGCCUUGGUGAAAGCUGAAGCAGCAAGCACAGGUUUCAAAGAUCCAUUCACAGGCAAAUUGUUAUCUGUGGGUCAGGCUUGCAGACAGGGACACAUAGAUAAAGAGACAGCUGUCCGCUUGCUCCAGGCUCAGGAGUCUGUUGGGGGCAUAUUGGAUCCUGUCUUGAGUGUCUUCCUUCCAAAAGAUCUGGCCUUGGAUCGCAAUCUUAUUGAUGAGGACCUCUACAGGGCUUUGACUAAAAAACCGACUUGCUACCUGGAUCCAACAACAGGACAGAAGACAAGUUAUAAUGACCUUCGGUUGAAGUGUACAGUGGAACCUGUUUCUGGCUUGCUUUUGCUCUCUGGUCCAGAAAAGCCCUUGACAGUGAAAGGUCUCCGUGGUGAAGUUUCUGUCUCAGAGCUCGUCAGAUCUGAACUGCUGGAUGAAACUGACUUGCAGAAGCUCAGUCAAGGCAAACUCACUAGCAGAGAAAUUGAAGACAAGCUAAAGUCCUAUCUUUAUGGCUCUACUUGUAUUGCAGGGAUCUAUGAUGAAGCCAAUGACAGAAUACUACCUUUUUAUCAGGCAAUGAAGGAGGGUCUGCUUAUGAGAGGGACCACAUUGGAGCUUCUUGAGGCCCAGGCUGCUUCUGGCUUCAUAGUUGAUCCAGUCAACAAUGUUUUCUUGACAGUGGAAGAAGCCGCAAAGAGAUGUCUGAUAGGGAAAGAGUUUAAGAACAAGCUCUUGUCUGCAGAGAAGGCAGUAACAGGAUACAGAGACCCAUCCACAGGAAAGACAAUAUCCCUCUUCCAAGCUAUUGAGAAAGAUCUUAUUGAGAAAGGUCAUGGAAUCCGACUGCUUGAGGCUCAAAUUGCCAGUGGUGGGAUUAUUGACCCCAAAGAGAGCCAUCGUAUUGAUGUUGCUGUUGCCUAUAAGAGGGGAUAUUUUGACAAGGAGUUGAAUGAAAUCUUGACUUAUGAAGGAGAUGACACAAAGGGGUUCUUUGAUCCCAAUACCAAGGAGAACCUGACAUAUCUUCAGCUGAAGGAAAGGUGCAUCAAAGACGAGAAAACAGGUCUAAUACUGCUACCAAUCAGAGACAAGAGAAAGCCGCAGAAGUCACAGGAAAGCCGCACGAACGUCCUCCGCAAGAGGCGGGUUGUAAUUGUUGAUCCAGACACUGGGCUCGAGAUGUCAGUGAGAGAGGCCUAUCACCGUGAGCUGAUUGACUAUGAUACUUUCCUAGACUUGUCAGAGCAGGAGUGCGAGUGGGAGGAAAUAACGAUCACAGGGUCAGAUGGCUCUGCACGCUUGGUUAUAGUGGACAGAAAAACUGGAACCCAGCAUGACAUUCAGGACUGCCUGGAGCGCGGCGUCAUUAACCAAAGGUCUUUGGAUCAGUAUCGUGCUGGAACAAUAACCUUGACCCAAUUUGCUGAUGAAAUUGCCAGGGGGACCAACAGCUCUGAAAUGACCAUUGCAGCCAGCAAUGUUGAUGACAUGAUCACCUGCAGCAGCCCCACCCACGCAACACCAUCUUCUCCCACUGUCCGUAAACGCUUCAACAGUAUAUCCAUUACGGUUUCUCCCCCUGAGAUGUUUGAUGACCAUAGCCCUGUGGCAGCUAUAUUUGACACAGAGACUUUGGAGAAAAUAACUGUUAGUGAAGCGCUUAGAAGAGGCAUAGUUGACACUAUUACAGCACAGAGGCUGCUCGAGGCCCAAGCAUGCACUGGCGGUCUCAUCAACCCUGCUACUGGUGAGAGACUGUCACUGCAAGAUGCCGUCCAUCAGAGCAUCAUUGAGGAAAGCAUGGCCAGUAAGCUAAAACCUGCCCAGAAAGCUUAUGCUGGCUUUGAAGAUGUGAAGACUAAAAGAAGGAUGUCUGCAGCGGAGGCAGUCAAGGAGACAUGGCUGCCAUAUGAAGCUGGCCAGAGAUUUUUGGAGUUUCAGUACCUGACAGGAGGCCUAAUAGAACCUGGCACUGGACGCCGCAUCGGUAUUGAAGAGGCUAUCCGCAGAAGUUGGUUAGAUGGUCAGGGUGCCCAGAAGCUUCAAGAUACUCGGAACCACCAGAAGAACCUGACAUGUCCCAAGACUAAACUGAAAAUAUCUUACAAAGAAGCCAUGGACAGCUGCAUGGUGGAGGAAAGCAACGGUAUGAAGAUGCUGCAGGCAUCAUCAGUGUCUACCAAGGGAAUCAGCAGCCCUUACAAUGUCUCUAACCCAGGAUCUCGCUCUGGGUCAAGGGCUGGUUCCCGUACCGGCUCAAGGAGUGGAUCUCGUAGAGGCAGUGUUGAUUACAGCUCUAUGACCUAUAUAUCCACCAGCAGUUCCACUUUUAGCUCCAACACAUUCUUUUAAUGUACACCACAGAAUGAGAAUAAAUAAUAUCAGACCAGCAUUUCCUGUUUAGUUUGACUUCUUUAUAAGUAUUUGCUUUUCAAAAAAAAUUCUGCUACUUAAAAGUUUGGGAAAAGGUUUUGUUUCUGUUUUUAAUACUUAACCCAAAGUAUUUUUUGUUUGCAGAUUUUAAUGAUUGAGUGUUUCAAUAUUAGAUGCUGAAUGCUAUUCAUGGUUUUAUUGUAACAGCUUUUUAAUUGCUAUAACUUUGUUUUAGUUAAUUUUACUACAGUAUGACUUUUUAUAAUGAUACAUAAUAAAUAUCUGUUGAUUUUAUCUUUAACAUGACCUCAGAAUUAAUGUUGCAUUGUUGUGUGGUUAUUACAAGUUAAUUCAUGAAUUUUUGUUAAUUGCAAAUCCUGAGGUUUGGCUUAAUAUAUAUAUUAUACAUUGCAAUACAUUACAUUAUACAUUGUAACUGUAGCAAAUUCUCACUACUAAAAUGUUCUUGCCUUAUAUCAAAUAAAGUCAC